AGACGAGUAAAGCAAGCGAUAGGAGAGAACAUCACUGGAGAAAGCAAGUGACCACCAUGCAAUAAAAGCAACAACCAUCUCCACCUGCUAUUGCACUUGUUAGCAAACUCCACACCUAAGAACAUUCACUCAUCACCUCUGCUUACAUACAAUUCUGAUGACUGUGCAUCACAUCAGCAUACUGCUAAACCAUUAACCCUGAAUUCUGAAUUCAGCCAGCAGCCCCAGAAUUCACAGGAAGAUGUCUGGACCCAAAGUGGAAAAAAUAUCUGCACCUGUGAGCCUUGGCGAAGGGCCUCACUGGGACCACGAUGCUGAAACAUUGUAUUAUGUUGACAUUAAAGGCCCUACAGUCCACAAGUAUGUCCCAGCCACAAAUAAACACACAGCAGUGAAAAUUGAUGGUGUCCAUGUCUCACUUGUCAUUCCACUUGAAGGGACAAAAGACAAGUUCGUGAUUACUGUAGGGCGUAAUGUUGCUAUACUGACAUGGGAUGGUGAAAGCAGCACUCCUACAGAUGUGAAAUAUGUUAGUGCUGUUGACAAUGAAAAAGAACUUCAGGGUAAUAAGCUAAAUGAUGGCAAGGCAGAUCCUACUGGUCGACUCUGGACAGGAUCUUUGGGCCCAGAUACAGGUUCGAUAACUGACCUUCCUCCAGUUGGGUCACUUUUCAGCUUCUCUAAGGAUUGGAAACCAACAAAACAUGUGACAAAAAUAAAAGUUGCAAAUGGACUGGCUUGGAAUGAACACCUAAAUUUAAUGUACUACAUUGAUUCCCUAACAAGGAAAGUCGAGGCUUUUGACUUUGAUGCUGAAAGUGGAAAAAUUACCAACAGACGCACAGCCUUUGAUUUUGAGAUAAAUGAAGUCGAUGGAUUUCCAGAUGGAAUGGCUAUUGAUAUUGAAGGAAAACUAUGGGUUGCUUGCUUUGGAGGGAGUCAGGUGAUUAGAGUGGAUCCUGCAAGUGGGAAACUGUUAAGUCGCAUCCCUAUUCCAACACCACAAGUGACAUCUGUUGCCUUUGGAGGACCACAACUUGAUGAACUUUAUGUCACCAGUGGAAAUAUUCUCUUGAAUGAAGGACAGAAGGAAGCGUACCCAGAAUCUGGUGCCACUUUCCGAGUCACAGGUCUUGGAGUCAAAGGGCUCCCUGGUCAACCUAUCAAAUUGUAAAUAAUUGUGUCUUCCAACAUAAAACAAUGUAAAAACCAGUGAAUUCGCCACCACCUUGGCCUAUAACUUGUACAUCAAUUUUCUGGGUACACUUUAGCCCUUUGAAACCAAAACUCACCUAAAUAAUAUUUAACAAUUAAGUUUAUACCAUAAAGAAAACCUACUCUUCACCAUUACAAAAAACAACUUGUUAAUGAUGUUUAAAUAUAAAAGGAAAUAAUUGUAGUUUACAGUGAGAAUUACACAAAAUCUGUAAAUAUAAAAUGAAGAGUUAUUUAUCUUUGAAGCAGGAGGGAAAUAGAGUAUCCACAAUUUAUUGAUACUGUAUUAUCUAUUAUUUUGAAAUGAUCACUAACAUCAUUAAACUGGGCUUACACACAAUAAAACAAUUAAAUCAAUGAUGACGAGCCUUUGUUUCACAGCUGAGGAAUAGCAAAGCAAACAACCAAUGUGCUGAUAAAAACAUGGGAGUUACAGUAAAUAAAAUGAAAUGUUCUAAUAACCUUGA
Molecule: messenger RNA, 1682 nt
Organism: Zootermopsis nevadensis
Lineage: Eukaryota; Metazoa; Arthropoda; Insecta; Blattodea; Termopsidae
Product: regucalcin
Biological process (GO): L-ascorbic acid biosynthetic process
Molecular function (GO): calcium ion binding; enzyme regulator activity; gluconolactonase activity
Source: RefSeq, a predicted model, not a curated record